GAGAGACAUCAGCUGUCAUACCGUUUUCAGCAUUCGGUGAGGCAUUGUAUGAAACCAUGACUUGGCAAAGGAGCGCACUGCUUUUUUUCCCGGUUUGGCUUUGCUUUGCAUUGCCUGCAGCGGGAUGGGAGCGCGUUUCCGAAGAGGCAACCUUUGCCCACCACAACCUUGACACAGAGGAGAAUUAUACCAAAGACAAGGCUGUAGUGCAACUUGGAGACCCCGCCAAUGUCGAUCUUAACGCCGACCGUGGAUUCCAGGUGCAAUUCGAGGAGGUAUCAGAUGCAAAAAAGUGGGUAUCCGUUACCGAAGCUGCCCCAGUCAGUUUAGCGGUUCUGUGCGGUGAGGAUGAGUUUAAAGUAACACUGCCAGCUGGUCCAAUGAGUGAAGUCAAGAUUUUGGGACCCAACAGUAUGCUCUCUGUUCUUGACGCCCCGGAAUCGUGUGGAUACUCCUUAAAUCGAGGACAAUAUCAGAACGCCCUAACUGUCCGCUUUUCAGGCUGCCUCAUUAGUCGUCAGGCUGGGCGGUACACCUUGAUGGUGUUGUAUGUCAAUGAAGCUGGCAUAAUGGAUGUUUCUACAGUGUCCUGUGCGGCUAGCCCCGAAUCCUCGUUGUCCUCGACAGACCACCUGCCCCUCUCUAAUGGUCUUCGCAAUGCCCAUGGUGGGCCUCCUUCAAAGUGUCUUAAUCCCACCCCUCGCAAUCCCAGCGCUCAAAAUCUCACCAAAUAUCCUGGCUGCAGUAUUCCCCAGAACCAGCACUUGGCUUGUGGUUUCACUGGAAUCUCGUCUUCCCAGUGUUUGGUGAUUGGUUGCUGUGUGGAUUCGGCAACUUCCGCCUGCUUCUACCCAAUGGAUGAGUGCACUGCAGACCAUCAGUUUAUCUUUGCCGUUCACCAUAACCGCACCACUUUCCCUGUGACUCCCACCAAACUUGUGGUUGCUGGGAAGUCUAGCUGUGGCCCAGUCAUUGUCACUGAUAAGUUUGUGGUCUUCAAGUUCUCAGUCACUGAAUGUGGAACUCGCUCAUAUGAAAUUGGCAAUACCGUGAUCUACACAGCAGAGGUACAGACGGCCGUCCGAACCCUUAACCUGAAGUAUGGCAUAAUAUCCAGAGACAACCCCGCAGAUUUCUGUCUUUGCUAUAUGCCUCUGUCCUAG
Oncorhynchus nerka (sockeye salmon) is the source of this 1163-nucleotide messenger RNA. RefSeq lists its product as uncharacterized. NCBI's taxonomy places the organism in Eukaryota, Metazoa, Chordata, Actinopteri, Salmoniformes, Salmonidae. Gene Ontology annotation, molecular function: acrosin binding; structural constituent of egg coat. The record is from RefSeq and is a predicted model, not a curated record. Bases 57 to 1163 code for a protein of 368 amino acids. Gene Ontology annotation, cellular component: egg coat. The transcript has 7 exons. Gene Ontology annotation, biological process: prevention of polyspermy; binding of sperm to zona pellucida.